Salvelinus namaycush (lake trout) is the source of this 3844-nucleotide messenger RNA. RefSeq names its product Bardet-Biedl syndrome 4 protein-like. Gene Ontology annotation, molecular function: protein binding. Lineage: Eukaryota; Metazoa; Chordata; Actinopteri; Salmoniformes; Salmonidae. Bases 299 to 1963 code for a protein of 554 amino acids. Gene Ontology annotation, cellular component: ciliary basal body. The transcript is spliced from 16 exons. The record is from RefSeq and is a predicted model, not a curated record. Gene Ontology annotation, biological process: protein localization to cilium; cilium assembly.
GUGCCGGGAAUCGAUCUCACACAGGCAGGGGGACCAUAUGAAUGUCGAAUUAUGGUAAUUUAUCACAAAGUAGUUUGUGUUGUGAACUACUACUCCUGUAGUCAACUAUAUUUUUCUUAAGGGUAGAUUUAGUGCAGUUUAACUUUUAGUGUUUAGUAAUUGGUAGCCUGGUAAACUAUAUUUUCAGAGUAACUUCCCCAACCCUGCAGUGCCAGAGACAAUAGAAACAGAAGUCCUUCAUAAUCUCUGGUAAGGCUUUUUGAAACAGAGCUCAAAAGUACCCCGUUCUAGCGUAACCAUGGCAACAGUCUCCUGUGCUGUCAAGAUGGCGGACGAAGAAAACACACUAACUCUCCCAGUGGCCCCUGAGACGAAGAAACGCCAGGCUCCAAAAGCUCCGGAACUUCCCAUUCUGGAGAGGAGGAACUGGCUCAUCCACCUGCACUACAUCCGCAAAGACUAUGAGACUUGCAAGGCAAUGAUCAAAGAGCAGCUACAGGAGACCCAGGGAAUGUGUGAAUAUGCCAUAUACGUACAAGCACUAAUCUUGCGUCUGGAGGGGCAGAUCCAGCCAUCCCUGGAGCUGUUCCAGAGUUGUGCCAUCCUCAAUCCCACCAGCCCCGACAACCUCAAACAAGUGGCCCGAUCGCUUUUUCUGCUGGGGAAACACAAGGCAGCCAUUGAGGUUUAUCAUGAAGCUGCGAAGCUCAAUGAAAAAGACUGGGAGAUCAACCAUAAUCUGGGUGUAUGCUAUUCCUUCAUAAAAGACUUCCAAAAUUCUGAAGAGCAGUUGAAUGCAGCCUUGCAGUUGAAAAAACACGACAGGACAUUCAUGACACUGGGAAAGGUCCACUUGUUGGCGGGAGACACGGAGAAAGCCAUCGAAGUGUACAAAAGUGCAGUGGAGUUCUCUCCAGAGAAUGCAGAGUUGCUGACCACUCUGGGGCUCCUGUAUCUGCAGUUGGGAAAAUACCAAAAAGCAUUUGAACAUCUCGGGAAUGCACUUACUUAUGACCCUAAUAACUAUAAGGCCAUCCUGGCAGCAGGCAGUAUGAUGCAGACCCAUGGGGACUUUGAUGUGGCCAUGAACAAGUACCGCGUGGCAGCGUGCAUGGUCCCCGAGAGCCCCCCGCUCUGGAACAACAUCGGCAUGUGCUUCUUUGGCAAGAAGAAAUAUGUAGCAGCCAUCAGCUGUCUGAAGCGGGCCCACUACCUGUCUCCGUUUGACUGGAAGGUGCUGUACAACCUGGGCCUGGUGCACCUCACCAUGCAGCAGUAUGCCUCUGCCUUCCACUUCCUCAGCGCUGCCACCAACCUGCAGCCCCGCCUGGGAGAACUCUACAUGCUACUAGCAGUUGCACUGACCAAUCUGGAGGACGUGGACAAUGCCAGGAGAUCCUAUGAACAAGCUGUGGCUUUAGACCAGUCCAACCCUCUGGUCAACCUGAACUUUGCCAUUCUGCUGUACAACCACGGGGACAAGAAGGGAGCCCUGCAACAGUACCAGGAGAUGGAAAGGAAAGUCAACAUACUGAAGGACAGCAACACUGAGUUUGACCCUGAGCUAAUGGACAUGGCUCAGAAGAUGGCCGCUGCCUUGCAGGUGGGAGAGAGCCUGGAAUGGACCAAGCCGGUCAAAGACCCCAAGUCUAAGCAGCGCUCGGCUGGGGCCCCCAGUAAAACCCCUGGCAGCUCCCAGCAGCCCCUAGGCACCAACCAGGCCCUGGAGCAGGCCAUGUCCUCCGCCGCAGGCUACAACAAGAGCAUCACACUCCCCACAGGAGUGUCCCCCCACAGCCAGCCCACACCCCCCUCCCUGGCCUUGGAGGAGGAGCCUGAUGUGGAGACCACCCCCACCUCCCGAGCCCCUCAGCCAGAGGAGUCAGACCCCUCCACCACCCUGCCCCCUCUGGCAGCCAAGCCCAAAGUCAAGAAGAGCAAGUUGAAGCAAGAGCUGAACUAGACAGGGGCCCCUAUCUAGUCCACAGGCUGGUAGUGUAUCAUCACUCCCAGAAUGUCACUCAGCCUAUCUAGUCCACAGGCCGGUAGUGUAUUAUCACUCCCAGAAUGUCACUCAGCCUAUCUAGUCCACAGGCCGGUAGUGUAUCAUCACUCCCAGAAUGUCACUCAGCCUAUCUAGUCCACAGGCCGGUAGUGUAUUAUCACUCCCAGAAUGUCACUCAGCCUAUCUAGUCCACAGGCCGGUAGUGUAUCAUCACUCCCAGAAUGUCACUCAGCCGAUCUAGUCCACAGGCCGGUAGUGUAUCAUCACUCCCAGAAUGUCACUCAGCCGAUCUAGUCCACAGGCCUGCAGUGUAUCAUCACUCCCAGAAUGUCACUCAGCCCAUCUAGUCCACAGGCCUGCAGUGUAUCAUCACUCCCAGAAUGUCACUCAGCCCAUCUAGUCCACAGGCUGGUAGUGUAUCAUCACUCCCAGAAUGUCACUCAGCCUAUCUAGUCCACAGGCCUGCAGUGUAUCAUCACUCCCAGAAUGUCACUCAGCCCAUCUAGUCCACAGGCUGGUAGUGUAUCAUCACUCCCAGAAUGUCACUCAGCCUAUCUAGUCCACAGGCCUGCAGUGUAUCAUCACUCCCAGAAUGUCACUCAGCCUAUCUAGUCCGCAGGCCUGCAGUGUAUCAUCACUCCCAGAAUGUCACUCAGCCUAUCUAGUCCAGAGGCUGGUAGUGUAUCAUCACUCCCAGAAUGUCACUCAGCCUAUCUAGUCCGCAGGCCUGCAGUGUAUCAUGACUCCCAGAAUGUCACUCAGCCUAUCUAGUCCACAGGCCGGUAGUGUAUCAUCACUCCCAGAAUGUAACUCAGCCUAUCUAGUCCGCAGGCCUGCAGUGUAUCAUCACUCCCAGAAUGUCACUCAGCCUAUCUAGUCCGCAGGCCUGCAGUGUAUCAUCACUCCCAGAAUGUCACUCAGCCUAUCUAGUCCACAGGCCGGUAGUGUAUCAUCACUCCCAGAAUGUCACUCAGCCGAUCUAGUCCACAGGCCGGUAGUGUAUCAUCACUCCCAGAAUGUCACUCAGCCUAUCUAGUCCACAGGCCUGCAGUGUAUCAUGACUCCCAGAAUGUCACUCGGUCUCUAUCCGUUUUGGUUUUCAUCAAGAAUAGUUAGUCGAAGGCCACAAGGCGUUCACUUGCUUUUUGAUUUAGCUUGUUACAAAGUGCUUUAUGUUGCUCUUUCUUAAUGGUCUUACUAACCAAGGUGAGCCAGCCUAGUGACAGAGGUGUCAUAAUGAGUUGACUUCCUGAUCAUCAAAGGCCUUGACAUGAUCUCUUUUCAGUACGUUUCAGAUACUUCCUCUGUUCAACUUUCUCUAUCGGGCAGUGUCAAAUGCAGCAUAUGAUUUUUUACUUAGCCUUGGUCAGUGGCAGGUCUGGAUUGUUGUUUAUAAUGACACUAAAUAUACAUUCCUCCAUUUUAAGUAACCUCUAAGAUAUGACAAUCAUGAAUGAGAUGAGGGAAAUAAAGAUUGUAGUGUUUUAUACCUAAUAUGAGAUGGAUUUAUUCAGGGCCUUUUUUUAAACUAUUGUUGAAUUUUAAGAUGUUUAGAAAUUGUGAUGUUUGCCUUGACAGAAUAGAUGUGUAUUUAUUGUUGCAAAAUCCAAAGUGUCAUGAAUGUGAUUGAUAGUGUUCUGCUCUUUAUUUUAGUCACAGUAGUGUUAGGCUAAACGACACGGUUGGUUGGGUAAACCACGCUUGCGGGAUGAGUAGCCUUGUCUGAGACUAAGACUUGACUUAGCUCCCCAAGCUAAGGCCUAGACUUUAGCUCAGCGGCUAACAGUUGUGUAAGUGUGUGUGAACAUGCACGUGAUAUACAGGUAACUGACAAAAUAA